AUGUCCUCUCCAUCCUACUACGAUUCUGAUGAUAUCGGAGAUUCCAACGAACCUGAGGAUAUAUUUCAGACUAUCAAAGAGGUCGAGGAGGAUUUUGGGCUCGUCAAGCACCGCGUACCUUCACGCCGUCGUCAAGCAGAAGAAAUGGGAGACCCCGAAGACUACGAAGCGUUCGCAGCACGACUCGCAAGCGACCCCUUGGCCCGACCAAGAGCAAAAAAGAGUCGUCUUCAAGUCAUACGCCAUCGUCAAGAGGAAGAGAUGGAGGCGCCCGACGUGACACGAGCGUUUCAUUUCGUCCUUUCUUUAGAACCAAGGGUCAGAAUGCAGCUUCUCCGUGACAUCGAUCAAUUCGGUAAAGCUCAUCGUGGGCGUGAUGGUCUGGCAAAAGGAACUCUAGUAGGCAAAGAGAGAACAAAGGCCGGCUUCAUGGUCCCGGCUCUUUCGAGAAGGAGAGAUGAGCUGCUAAGAAUGGUGAAAGUAGUUCCUUUUCCGCCCAUGUCAGUACAAGAGCAAUCACAUGUCAGAGAAGCUAUGGCAGCUCAAGCUCGAGCCUUAGUCAAGUACUAUGACCUCGGACAUCCUAGGAAUGAAUCGCAAGAAGACUCCGACCGGUCAGACAAAGAGCAAGUCAAAGCGGGAGGAGACAUUUUGGGGAGAGAGGGUAAUGAUGCCGGAAAAUCGAUGGAUGCGAAGGUGGAACGCGGGUGGGAGACGGGAGACGGGUGGGAGAUGGGAGACGGGUGGGAGAUGGAAGACGGUUGGGAGAUGGGAGACAGGCGGGAGAUGGACCAAAUGGGGACGAACGAGGCAGGAGAAUUCUCGGAAGAAGACGAGUCAGAGGGAGAUGAGACUGUAGAUGAAGGGGACGGUUCAGAGGAAGCAGAGGGUGUAGGAAUACGCAGUGAGGGGGUCAGAGAAUGUAGGGUACAACUGGCCGGCGCUGCACCCACCCGAGAGUACAAUUCCAUGGCGCUACCUAAGAGUAAAGUGACCAGAUCCAUAAAUAACCCUCAUCAGACGGCCGACGAAGAUGAUUCGGACCCUGAGACAGACACACUGGAUUCAACAUUCCUCUCUUUCCUCCCAGAUUGUAGGGAUUGGCGAGAUAGACUCGAUGAGGAGAUGUUUGAGCUCGGCAUUGGACCAUCAGUGUUUGAAGACAAUGCCAUCUCGUUUGAUAACAGCCAUAUUCCCGCAUCCUUCUUUGACGAGCAGGGAAAUUUCAAGUGGUGA
Tremella mesenterica DSM 1558 is the source of this 1236-nucleotide messenger RNA. RefSeq lists its product as uncharacterized. The transcript has 6 exons. Lineage: Eukaryota; Fungi; Basidiomycota; Tremellomycetes; Tremellales; Tremellaceae. The record is from RefSeq and is a predicted model, not a curated record. Bases 1 to 1236 code for a protein of 411 amino acids.